Messenger RNA from Clonostachys rhizophaga, 213 nucleotides. The record is from the annotation of a GenBank genome assembly. Lineage: Eukaryota; Fungi; Ascomycota; Sordariomycetes; Hypocreales; Bionectriaceae.
GACGUCAGCGCCUUCCGAUGCCAACAGGCCGUACCUUCCCUGGCGGUAACGAAGCCUCAGGCAUGCCACACAAACCAAAGGCGAGAGUUCCAGAAGUGCCCAGACAAUGGUAUUCUUAAACUUGGCCCUCACCUCAACAUCCCAUUCUUCUACUUCUUCUCUUUUCUUCCUCGCCCACCUUUCCUCUCUCCCUGGGAACUUCUACUAUCGGCC